UAGCAUAUUUAACAUUACGAGUUUGAAAGGUCAUAUAACUAUAUAAAUAUUAUGACGUGAUUUAAAUAAUAAGCAUCAAAAAUCUUUUUUUCUUUGUCUAAAGUUGGUCAGUGUCUCAUAUUCAAAUAGAUUCACGUAAAUCGAAACGAACAGAAUAAUAAUUAACUGCGUGGAACAAGGUGGGAUGAUAGGAAUGACGGAAAGUGCUUUCAUGUAUAAGCCAAUAACAGAUGAUGAAGCUGACAAGAAAGCUGCUGCUAGAGCUUUGAUUAUUCAUUUGACUUGGGUUUUUGAUCUUCUAGUACAUGGAGAUUAUUCAAUAGAAUUGCAACAUUAUCUUGAAAAAAGUUUACCAAGAUUCAGGUCUGAAGAGAAAUUACUUAUAAAAAACAGCACAGAUUUCAUUGGACUUGAUCAUUAUUCAACUUUAUUGGUCAAGGAUUGUCUUUAUUCAAAUUGCACAUGCAUGCAUGACAAUAAUCCUACGUGCACCCAUGGAGAAAAUCGUGCAAUCUCACAGUACACCCUCUUACCCUCCCGCUGAAUUAUGGUCAAAGUUAUUACGACACACUCUAAUUUCAUAGGGGUCCUAUUACCCCUUAAUCUCAUUUUUAGCAUAUUUUUUUCACCAUUUUUUGCUGAUGUGACAUCUUUAUUAUAUAAAAUGGGGCCUACUUCAAAGGUGUUACGUCAACUAAAAAGGUUGACAAAAAGUGCUACGUCAGCUAAAAAGGUUGACAAAAAUAUACUGAAAUUUAGUUUAGGACAAUAAGGCCCCCGUGAAGUUGGAGUGUGUCAUAGCAAAUUUGAUCAUCGUUCAUGGGUACUAGAUGUUUUACUAAAAAACAAAUGAAUACUUUUGAAACUUGUGGGUCUAAAAUAAUCCUUUAGAUAUUUUUGUGAUUGAAAAUCCUAUCAUUAAGGGUAAAAGAGAAAUUUUAACGUUAAAUUAUUCUACAUAUGAUAAAGUGAACACUGAAGAAUUAAGUGAUCUUAAUACGAAUCAUCAUGAACAACUAAGCAAGGAAGCAAGAAAGCAAGAAAGAGAGGAAGAGGAAGAGAGAAGAGAGAAGAGAGAAGAGAGAAGAGAGAACAAAGAUGAUCAUAGAGUAUUAAUCAAGAGUGUAAUUCUGUUAUUCAAGCUGUUAUCUAAUAGUACAUGAUACAUUUGUAUAUAUAGGUAGUUAGUAAGUGAGCUAAGACAACUAAUAGGUUAGUUGGUUGGUUAGUGGUGAGCUAGAGGUUAGUUAUGACUAACUUUACUGAUUCAUUGCAGUAGUAAUUUGAUAUAGUUGGAACACCUUUAACUACCUGCUUCAACACUCCCCUCAAACU
This is a messenger RNA of Capsicum annuum, 1335 nucleotides long. Its product is annotated as beta-glucosidase 16. The coding region runs from base 185 to 544 and encodes 119 amino acids. NCBI's taxonomy places the organism in Eukaryota, Viridiplantae, Streptophyta, Magnoliopsida, Solanales, Solanaceae. Gene Ontology annotation, molecular function: beta-glucosidase activity. Gene Ontology annotation, biological process: carbohydrate metabolic process. The record is from RefSeq and is a predicted model, not a curated record. The transcript has 2 exons.